AAAAUGGGAUAAACAAUAUCAACAGAGAAAACUGCUUUUACGAACGAAAAAAACUAAACUACUUAUGAUUCCCUGGAAGCGUUUGAGUAGAUAAUUACAUGUCUUUAAAUAAAUAAAAAAAAUCAAAGAUAUUGUAAAAAGCAUAGAUUGCGAGGAAAAAAAAUAUUAAAAACGAAAAAGCACAACUGAAUUUCAUUUAUUUUAAACCAAAUACAUACUAUUCGUGAUUUAUGGAGAAAAAAAAUUUUACGAAAAUUCGUGUUUAAUUUUUUGGGGUCUUAUAUCUUGAAACUUGAAAAUCAAGGCUAUCCAAAAAGUUUGAAUUAUAUAGUUGGGAAAAUUAGAUUGGAAGAGAAUUUUUUAAAAAUAUUUUCGUGUCAACUGGAAUUAAAACUUUCUCACCAUGUUUGGAAGAUUUCCAUCAAUAUGUAUUCUAUUUUGUUUGGUUUCAAUCUCCAUUUUCAAGUUUAGUGCAAGUGCAGACGAACGAAGACCCGUAUACAUUAUAGGGCACAUGGCAAAUAGCAUAGAAGACGUGAUACCAUUUUUGGAUGAAGGAGCCAACGUCUUAGAGUCCGACAUUCAGUUUUUUCCUAAUGGUUCAGUUAAGGAGGUUUAUCAUGGUUGUCCGGGAGAUUGCUUUAGAAUAUGUGAUAAACAUGUGCAAUUGCCAGAAUACUUGACAUACUUACGGGACAUAACAGAUCCUUCAGCAAAAAAUUCUUACUACAAUAAACUGAUCAUGCAAUUCUUUGAUUUGAAAUUGGAUUCCUCCGAAGAUAUUCGGACUUCAGGGCGUGAAAUUGCACGACACAUAUUAGAUUACUUAUGGACGGAUGGCAAAAGAGAACGAGAGGUAAGGGCACUAAUUUACAUAAACGAGGUGGAUAAAAAAGAUGCGAUUGCUGGAUUUCUGCAAGAAUUUAAAGACAGGAAUCAAGAAUCUCGUCUAACGGAUAUUGGAUUCGACGGCGGUCUUCAAGACAUUUCUGACAUUCAAGAAAUGUUUCAAGAGCUAAAUGUGUCGAACAUUUGGCUUGGCGACGGUACCACAAACUGUUUCAGUGCUCUUCAUCCAGUUCAGCGCCUGAAAGCUGAAAUCAAUGUCAGAAACUCUGGUGGAUUCAUAAAGAAAGUUUAUGAAUGGACAAUUGAUCUGAAAUUUAAAUUGAGGAGUUCUUUGGAUUUAGGGGUUGAUGGUUUUAUAACGAAUGUUCCACGAAACCUGGUCGAGGUGCUGAACGAGUCAAAAUACAAGAAAAGUUUUCGGCCUGCAACGGUAUCUGACCCACCCUUUGCAAGAUUUCAAGGAUAGUUUAUAACUUUUUAGUUGGAGAAUUUUGUUGAUAUAAAGAUGUUUUUCAAAGCUCUUUUGUCAUGAAAAAUAAAAUAAAUCACUGUUUGAGAGUCUUAAA
Messenger RNA from Parasteatoda tepidariorum (common house spider), 1415 nucleotides. RefSeq names its product dermonecrotic toxin LgSicTox-alphaIC1. Lineage: Eukaryota; Metazoa; Arthropoda; Arachnida; Araneae; Theridiidae. The record is from RefSeq and is a predicted model, not a curated record. Gene Ontology annotation, biological process: lipid metabolic process. Gene Ontology annotation, molecular function: phosphoric diester hydrolase activity.